Messenger RNA from Hypoxylon trugodes, 2558 nucleotides. RefSeq lists its product as uncharacterized. Bases 414 to 1868 code for a protein of 484 amino acids. The transcript has a single exon. NCBI's taxonomy places the organism in Eukaryota, Fungi, Ascomycota, Sordariomycetes, Xylariales, Hypoxylaceae. The record is from RefSeq and is a predicted model, not a curated record.
CGAACCAAGCAAUCAGAAUAUGCGUAAGUCGAAUUGAACCUAUUUUCUCAUUAUCAUUAUUUCCUUUUUUUUUUUUUUUUUCCUUUCUUAUUUUUGCUUAUUUCUUUUCGGUUUUUUUUUUGUUUCUUUUUUUUUAAAGGUUAUUUUGUUAUUUUGGCCCCUGGGGGUGUUUCCUUCGACGGACGUACCCUUCGGUAAUCUAGAGACGUACAUGAUUACAGUGUCGUAGUAUUCAUUUCUCGAGCCUUGUCUUCGUGUCGAGUGACUUGACUGAAUGCGUCUGUCUCUGUAUCUUUCUGUCUGCCCACACUCGUUUGCUGCCUUACAAAACGAUUCAUACUUGGAGCCUGGAGCUCUUGGUAGUCAGUCUACAUCUCCACACACCUCUUAAGACCUAGUGAAUAUACUUACUGAUGCGACCUUUAGCGAAUCCACAAGCACAACAGACACAGCCUAUACAUGGCACCACCAGUCACGUUGAUUCCCAUUCCCCGCACCCCACACACCGGGGCGACCAGGAUAAUAAAACACCACCAACCAGUACUGUUCCUGUAACCAGAAGACUUUCCCUCUCCUCACCCAAGAUGCUCCUUUCAGAUUUGUACAAGUCGACUAAAGCGCCUCUCUCAAAAUGGAGGCACUCACAUAUCAUCACUACUACACCUCCAGAUUAUGACCCCGAUCUUGUUAGCCGAGAUAAGACCAAGCAGAAAGAUGCCGUUAAACGUAUUCUAGCAGGGAAGAUACGAAAUGAUUGGUCUUUCGAAUGGCCACCAACUUCUAUGAAGGCACAUUCGACGGAGAAUGUUAUUAGGACAGACGUACCUGAAAUUCAUGAGGAUGUUGUUAUAGAUGGAACUGAGUCUGAGGAUGAUGAUGAUGCUGUUUCCACCUACAGCACCGUUUCGGAGGACCUCACUCAUUAUCGACCUCGAUCUGAAUGGUUGUCAGAUAUGCCCGACGACGAUGAGGAUGAUAACAUCCCAGGAUCACCUUCGGCUUAUCGUUUCGACAACCCGGAUGCUGUUGGCGUUUCAGUGAAGGCGGCAGCUAUCGCUAAAAGCGCCAAGCGGAGGAGAGACUUGCGCUCUGAGAUGGAGUGGAACAAAGGGCUAGCUUGUUUUAACGCUCGGCGAGACGCAUGGACGGGUGCCAAGGCGGCUCGUGUUCGCCCAAAGGUGGUACCUCCAACUCCCACAUCUCCCGCAGCGAAACGAAUCUCUUGGUGGCAUGUUUCGGUUGCGUCGACGCCUUCUUCGCCUACUGAGUCAACCAACGUGACCAUGCCUCUUAGUCCCAUUGCUACGCGCACAUCUGGCGACACUACUGUCGCGACCUCAUCAGACACGGAGUACAGAGACUCUAGAGUAAAGGAGGAUACGUCUGCUUAUCCAGUGGAAACUCUCAUUCCGAUUCCUGAACCUCUUUUACCUGCUGUUACUCCUAUGCGUACCUCUAUUACCCCGGCUGCAUACCCUACUAUUUACGAUAAGAUCGUGUUGCAAUCAGCGACACCUUCAUGCCCUAUAAAUUUGAGUGAUGUGGUCCGAUCUUGUGUAACCGGUUGGAGACGAGAUGGCGAAUGGCCUCCUCGAUCUAUGGAACCACCCCCUGUGGUGGCGGUCCGCAGAAAGAAGAAGGAAAGCAGCCCGGAUAGUAAGAAUCAUAACAAGAGAAUCAGCAUUAAUUUUCUUGGGCGCAGGUUAAGCGUGGGGGCCGAGCCCAGUAGCCCCGUGGUUGAAAGCACACCACACCACCCGGAGAAAGAAGAGCCUUGUCCUAUGUCGACGAAUAAAGCUUUCAGGAAAAGCUUGCAACGAGUCCUAGGACUUAAUCACGAGAGUAGCCAUAGAGCUGUUGCUCUAUAACGUGGCUAGAUCAAUGGGAAAUGAACAAAUUCAUUUAGGAAGCCUGGGGGACGACGAAAGGCCAAGAGGAAACGAAAUCAGUUGGUCGAUUCACGACGUUACCUUUCCAGACUGCCAGGAGGUGUUGGAGUCUCGGCAUUUAGGCAUAUACCCAAAGCAUCGUUUCUGGCGUUUUAUUAUUUCAACAUUACUUACCUCUUACGUCGAAUGCCUACUGUUGUAGGUGUGUACAUAGCUACUAUACUAUACUGACACUACUAGUCCAGAAUGAGAAUCCACAGAUCCGUUUAUUCCUUUGUUUUCAAUGUGUACGUGUUUUGCGGCUAUGCUAUUUCCACAAUGCCAUUGUUAUGCCCUGGGAUUCGUGAUAGCCUAUCUAACUACGUCAUUGCUGGAGAUAUGUAUUACUUGUGGUACCUGAAUGGUGGAACCUCUGGUUUUACUCCGAUAUUGCUUGGCAGUAGUCUCAGCUUAGAAGGUGGAAACUAAAGUGGCCACUGUUGAUGACAACGAUUUUACUCGGUAUCGUGGUAUACGAAUGAACCAUUGAGAUGCUUCACUUGCCUAUUGUCGAUAAGUUGAGGUGUCUUUUCGGUGGUAUUAGUAUAGCAAAUUGGCAUACGCAACCCAUACGCCACAACAAAAAGGUGACACUGACGAUCGGGGCCACUCUUACUCCAGACAUGCCCA